AUGUCUUUCUUUCGUCGCUCGGUCAAUGAGAAAUCAGACGAUUCUGCAAGAUCGUCGAGCAACGAUGUCUUCUCUUCGCACGAGAUAGUGUCCACCACGGGUGACCUCAAGUUCGUUGUCGAGCAGGGAGGUAAUGGUUCACAGCCAUCCUAUCAGGAAGUUUCUGGUGCGCCCGUCGAGGCCGACUCCUCUCUUGGAUAUGCUGUCGGACCCUUGACGAUCGUCUUCAUUAACAUUGGCAAGAUGAUUGGAACUGGUGUCUACUCAACACCGGCGACUGUCCUCAAGGGAACUGGCUCUGUUGGAACCAGUCUUAUCUUUUGGGCCCUGGGCCUCCUGACAUCGGGUACCUCGCUCUCAGUAUAUCUCGAGUACGCAUCCUACUUUCCGAAUCGAUCGGGUUCAGAAGUCGUGUAUCUGGAACAAGCUUUCCCUCGACCAAAGUACUUUUUCCCCAUCGCCUUCGCUGUCCAGACUGUGAUUCUGUCGUUCAGUAGUGGCAAUGCCAUUGUCAUGGCCCAAUAUCUUUUCAAAAUAGGAGACCACACACCUUCUGCUUGGGAACAGAAAGGUGUUGCCAUCGCUUGCUAUACCUUGGUGACGUUGUUAUUGAUCUUCCACACCAAGACCUCGUAUCGCAUAUCUAAUGCCAUUGGAAUCAUCAAGGUCUUGACGUUGAUUUUCAUUGCGAUCACCGGUCUUGUCGUGCUCGGCGGUCACACGAGAGUCCAGAAUCCGACCGCAAACUUCAAGAACGCUUUCGAAGGCAAGGCAACUGGUUAUGGCCUGACGAACAGUCUGGUCAAGAUUAUCUUUUCGUAUGCCGGCUAUGAAAAUGCUUUCAACAUCGUCAACGAGAUCAAGAAUCCUGUCAAAACCAUCAAGAGGAACGCAUCAUACUCUUUGGCCAUCGUGACGGUGCUUUAUAUACUCGCAAAUAUUGCUUACUUUGCGGCUGUGCCCAUACACGACAUCAAAUCAUCGGGUGUGACGGUUGCAAGUCUAUUCUUCACCAACGUGUUUGGACAUGCCAAAGGUGUGAAAGUCUUCAACCUGCUCAUCGCUUUGAGCGCGUUUGGCAAUCUGAUUGCCGUACAAAUCGGACAGUCUCGUGUCAUUCGAGAAUGCGGAAGACAGGGAGUGUUACCCUUCCCCAAGUUCUGGGCAUCGACGAGACCAUUUGGUACGCCAAUUGGGCCCUACGCCGUUAAAUGGGCUAUCACGGUCAUCAUGAUCCUUGCACCUCCAGCUGGUGAUGCCUUCAACUUCAUCACGGAUCUGCAGACCUAUCCAGCUGCUGCGUUUGCGUUCACAAUGUCAGUGGGGUUGUAUAUUGUACGUUACCGACGCAAGAAGUUGGGUGUGCCUCGAAGCGAGUUCCGUGCUUGGGACGCUGCCGUGAUUUUCACAAUCUUGCAGAACCUGUACUUGCUCAUCAUGCCUUGGUACCCUCCGACUGGAGGAGCAACGGGUGGAGACGUCAGUUUUUGGUACGCGACGUAUUGCGUGACGGGUAUCGGGAUUCUUCUGGUGUGUGGCGUGUACUACUACUUGUGGUUGUAUGCGUUGCCCAAGUGGGGCAAGUACAAGAUCAAACAAGAGGUUAUUGUGCUCGCGGAUGGGUCGAGCACGAAUUCACUGGUCAAGGUAGGCUUGAGUGACUUGGAGAAUUGGGAUCAGAACCAUGACGAAGCCGGCAGAGUGGUCGUCAGGGGCGUUCGUGUCGAGGCGAAGAACGAGGGACGUUCUGAGCAGGUGUAG
Aureobasidium namibiae CBS 147.97 is the source of this 1761-nucleotide messenger RNA. Its product is annotated as amino acid transporter. Gene Ontology annotation, biological process: amino acid transmembrane transport. The transcript is spliced from 9 exons. Gene Ontology annotation, molecular function: L-amino acid transmembrane transporter activity. Lineage: Eukaryota; Fungi; Ascomycota; Dothideomycetes; Dothideales; Saccotheciaceae. Bases 1 to 1761 code for a protein of 586 amino acids. The record is from RefSeq and is a predicted model, not a curated record. Gene Ontology annotation, cellular component: membrane.